AUGGUGAAGGAUCAAGACUUCUGGUACGAAGACGGUAAUCUAGUGCUUGCGGCGGGAAAUCGUCUCUUCCGUCUCUACAGAGGCCUCCUGGCAUCUCGCUCUCCCGUAUUUCAUGCGAUGGUGUGUUCAUCGAGCCCUAAAGAUGAGGAGUCAUUUGAUGGUUGCCCUGUGGUCCAUCUCUCGGACACAUCCUACGAGAUACAACAUUUCUUGCGUGCAUUGAUACCUCUGCCCUCGAUCAUCCCUACCGCCGCCAUUUUCGCAAUCGCGCGCCUCGCACACAAGUAUCAGGCAGACAAGUUACAGUGCCGGGCGCUUUCAUGCAUCCAGGAGUACUACACAACACGCUUCGACGCAUGGGAGAGCAAAGGACUCCAGGGCAAUGUACCAUUCGAAAAGUCCUCCGUUCCAGUUUACGGGAUCGGUGCCGUAAACGUGGCGCGCCUGACGGACACCCCCUCCAUUCGACCCUUGGCGUUCUACGACUGCUGCCGGCUUGGCGGGAAAGUGCUCGAGGGGGUGGAGACACGGAGGCGGCUCGGUGGAGCGCUUGGACGAUGA
Trametes versicolor FP-101664 SS1 is the source of this 561-nucleotide messenger RNA. RefSeq lists its product as uncharacterized. The coding region runs from base 1 to 561 and encodes 186 amino acids. The record is from RefSeq and is a predicted model, not a curated record. Gene Ontology annotation, molecular function: protein binding. The transcript is spliced from 2 exons. Lineage: Eukaryota; Fungi; Basidiomycota; Agaricomycetes; Polyporales; Polyporaceae.